UUCCGGUCCUGCGCCGUUUCUGGAGCGGAUUGGAACCCGGAGUCAGGAUUCGCUAAAUGAAGGGUCUUUUGCAGAAAAGGUUGGCAUAAUGGCUGAGCCAGAUGAGUUCAUCUGGUGUGAGGACUGUGGCCAGUACCAUGACUCCGAGUGUCCUGAGCUGGGACCGCUGGUGACCGUCCAGGACUCCUUCGUCCUCAGCCGGGCCCGGUCGUCUUUACCAAACAGCCUGGAGAUCAGACCGGUGGCUGAUGGACAGGAGGGGGUGUUUGUCCUGCGCCGGCUGGUCAAGAGGACCCGGUUUGGGCCCUUUGAGGCGAAGAGGGUCCCCCACCUGGAGAGAGAAGGAGCGUUCCCUCUUAAGAUCUUCCAGAAGGAUGCCGUGGUCAUGUGUUUUGACUCCAGCAGUGAAGAAGACUGCAACUGGAUGAUGCUGGUGCGACCUGCCACUGACCACAAACACCAGAAUCUGACAGCCUACCAGCAGGACGAUGACGUGUACUUCAACACCUCCCAGGAUGUGCUCCCAGGAACAGAGCUGAGGGUCUGGUAUGGAGCUUUUUAUGCCAAGAAGAUGGAGAAGCCUGUGCUUAAGCCUCCAGUUCAACCAGCACCUCCACCAGAGGUGACAGAGUGCUCGGAGAAAACUGGAGCUCACAUGCCCCCAGUGGCUGGAGAAAACAGUGCAGGCAACAUGCUGAGUCAUCUGGACGAGGUGAAGACAGCACAGAUGCUUCCGGUCGACCCGCUCCUGCCCCAGGAGGAGAGCCUGGUGGGCCCUGAUGAGGAGGAGGGGGACCUCCCCACAGCUCAGGCGGUCCCCAAGAGAGGGCAUGGCCGAGGGAGGAGAGCUAAGGGACGCAGGCUUGGAGCUGCAGCUACUGCGAGCAAACACAAAGAUGUGAAGCCGUCAGUGGAGAGUUCAGAGCCAGUGGCCUUAGAGGCAGCAGCAGCAGCAGCAGCAUCAGAGAGCAGCAGCCUGCUGAGCACUCCAGACAGCGGGGCCAUCCUGAAGAGACACAAAGCCAGAGAGCACAAGAGGGUGUACCACUGCUCCCUCUGCAACAAGGUCUUCCAGAACAGCAGCAACCUCAACAGACACAUCCGAUCUCACGGUGACAAGCUGUUCAAAUGUGAUGAAUGUGACAAGUUGUUCAGCCGCAAGGAGAGUCUGAAGCAGCACAUCUCUUACAAGCACAGCAAGAACAUGCCUGACCUGGAGUACAAAUAUAAAUGCAACACGUGUGAGAAAUCCUUUCGCCUGGAAAAUGCCUUAAAGUUCCACAACUGCCGGACAGACGACAAGACGUUCCAGUGCGAUAUCUGCUCGCGGUUCUUCUCCACCAACAGUAACCUUUCCAAGCACAAGAAGAAGCACGGCGAGAAGCUCUACUCCUGUGAAAUCUGCAACAAGAUGUUCUACCGCAAAGAUGUGAUGCAGGAGCACCACAGGAGGCACGGCGUGGGACCAAAGCACAUGAAGAGAGAAGAGCUGGAGGCCAACGGAGAAGAAGGGACCAGGUACAGGAAGGAGCCGUCGCCCUGUCCCAUCUGUGGCAAGGUGUUCUCCUGCAGGAGCAACAUGAACAAGCAUCUGUUGACUCACGGUGAUAAGAAAUACACCUGCGAGAUCUGCGCUCGCAAGUUCUUCCGCGUGGACGUCCUUCGAGAUCACAUCCAUGUUCACUUCAAGGAUAUCGCCUUGAUGGACGAGCAGGAGCGAGAGGGCUUCAUCAAGAAGAUCGGCAUCUCAGCAGACGACAGUGACGAAACGGACGAUGAUGAAGAAGAGGAUGAUCCCGAGCACCAUAAGUACAACUGCAAGAAAUGCCAACUGUCAUUUGCAAAGGGCAAAGAGUACCUAAAGCACAUCAUGGAGCAGCACAAGGAGCGAGGCUACGGCUGCGGGAUCUGUAACCGACGCUUUGCGCUGAAGGCCACGUACAACGCUCACCUGGUCAUCCACAGAGAACAGCUGCCUGACCCUGCAGUGCAGAAGUACAUCCAUCCGUGUGAAAUAUGUGGCCGAAUCUUCAAUAGUAUUGGUAACCUGGAGAGACACAAGAUCAUCCACACUGGGGUGAAGAGCCACAGCUGUGACAAGUGUGGCAAAUCAUUCGCAAGGAAGGACAUGCUGAAGGAGCACCUCAGGGUUCACGAUGACAUCCGGGAUUUCCUGUGUGCAGAGUGUGGGAAAGGCAUGAAGACCAAGCACGCUCUGCGGCACCACAUGAAGCUUCACAAGGGCAUCAAAGAGUACGAGUGUAAGGAGUGUAACCGCAAGUUUGCCCAAAAGGUCAACAUGCUGAAACACUACAAGAGACACACGGGUAUAAAGGACUUUAUGUGUGAGCUGUGUGGAAAGACGUUCAGCGAGAGGACAACUCUGGAAACACACAAGCUCAUCCACACAGUGGGUAAGACGUGGACAUGUGCGACGUGUGAUAAGAAAUACCUGACCGAGUACAUGCUGCAGAAGCACGUCCACCUCACUCAUGAAAAGGUGGAGGCCCAGUCGUGUCAGCUCUGCGGAACCAAGGUGUCCACCCGCGCCUCCAUGAACCGACAUCUGCGACGCAAACACCCAGAGGUGGUGUCUGUAAGAAUAGAUGAGUUUGAUGAUCUUCAGGAACCCUCGACAAUCAAUGAUUCUUCUAUCAGCAUUGUGCAGCCCACUCUGACCCUGGAAAAAGAUGGCAUGCCUCAGGAGAGGCCCAGCCGUCCUUCCCGACACCCCAAGAAGAAGCAGAGAGUCCCAGCUGAGCCAGAGCUCUCCGAGUCUGAUGAAUAUGUUGAUUUCACCGAGCCGCGGCACGAGCACAGAAUGCUCGCGGCAGAGCAAAUGGCAGAAUUCAACGCUGUCAUCGUCGGCGAUGAGCAUGAGACAAGCUCUGCUGUGCAGAGUAUCCAACAGGUGGUGGUCCUGGCUGACCCCAACGCUCCAUCAGCCUCCUCACCCAACAGCUCGGUGGGGCUGACCAACAUCACAGUCACUCCCAUCACCAGCCACACCCCCGCCCAGUUCACCAGCCUGCAGCCUGUAGCCGUGGGCCACCUGACAGCCAGCGACCGGCCCCUCACCCUGGACAACUCCAUCCUCACCGUCACCUUCGACACCGUCAGCGGCUCCGCCAUGCUUCACAACCGACCAGCCGAACUCGUCCCGGAGACGGUGGGCCCCGGCGGAGGUGCGGCACCCCAGUCUGUCGCCCACUUCAUCAACGUCACCACUCUGGUCAACCCCAUGAGCCACCAGCUGGAGGCCCCGACUCUGGCUUGGAGGCCCAUACCGGCGGGCGAAGGUGGCCAGGUCACCCCUGUGGUGGAGGGCACUCAGGGGGAGAGUCAGGAGGCCCAGAGUCAGGGCCCGGAGCCAGGCCGGCCCGUCCAGAGCCAGCCGCCCACCCCGCAGCAGCAGAGCGGCUCCACACAGCAGAUGUUCAGCUACUAGGGCAGAGACUGGAGGUGCUGGCCACCUCACGCUCACAUUGUAAUAUAGUAGAGUAGAUUUUAUCAAACUGUAUGAGCUUUGAUCACUGUCACCCUGAUGCCUCUCCAGCCCCACGAAGUGAAUGAAAUUGUAAUGAUUUUUUUCUUUUUUUAUAUACUGUUAAAACACAGUUGCUGUUGAUAUUUACCAUAAUAUUUAAAAAAUAGAGAAACGGUACAUUUCGCCAAAAUCACUGACACUCCUCUGGAACAUUUCAAACCAAAGCAACAUGUUGAAUAUUCAAAUGCCUUACCAGCCUUUUAAAAACGUGCAUGUUUUCAAGUUAAACCUGCUGCUGGAACAACAAAAUAUGAAAAUGUACCAACCUGGAAGAGAAGACACAUUUGGUGCAGUGGACGGUUUAAGUGAAAAACACUUCGACCGGGUCUUGUGACAUGUAAUGGUUGGCGUAUUCCUAAAAGUGGCUCACUCAUGAAAUGUUAUUUUUGAAUGCUGUAAACUGUAAUUAUUGUCCAACUGUCUGGGAGAAAAUACUGGAAGAGUUUUUGUACUGUUAUUUUUAAACAAAAUGCCUCUUUAAAAACA
Epinephelus lanceolatus (giant grouper) is the source of this 4033-nucleotide messenger RNA. It is a transcript of the gene prdm15, whose product is annotated as PR domain containing 15. Lineage: Eukaryota; Metazoa; Chordata; Actinopteri; Perciformes; Serranidae. The record is from RefSeq and is a predicted model, not a curated record. Gene Ontology annotation, cellular component: nucleus. Gene Ontology annotation, molecular function: protein binding. Gene Ontology annotation, biological process: regulation of gene expression.